AUGACGACAGACACAAAAGAUGGGAAUGCCAUGAAGAUCCGCGCUUCAGUUCUCCACGGUGCAAAAGAUCUGAGAAUCGAAACGCGCUCUCUUUCCCCUCCCAGUCCCACAGAACUCCAAGUCAGCGUCCGUAGUACAGGUCUCUGUGGCUCAGAUCUCCAUUACUACCGACACUACCGAAAUGGCGACAUUAUUGUGCAAGAGCCCAUGUCGCUGGGCCACGAAUCUGCGGGUGUGGUGGUGGGCGUAGGUUCAGAGGUGCAAGGGUUCAAGGAGGGCGACAAAGUAGCACUGGAAGUUGGACAACCUUGCGAAGCAUGCGACAGGUGUAAGGAGGGAAGGUAUAACAUUUGCAAGGCCAUGAGGUUCAGGAGCAGUGCAAAGUCGUUCCCACAUGCACAGGGGACGCUGCAGGACCGGAUCAACCAUCCUGCUGCUUGGUGUCACAAUGCAAGACUUCCAGAGGACAUGUCGCUUGAUCUCGGCGCACUUCUUGAGCCCCUGGGUGUAGCGAUUCAGGCCUCGAAACGAGCCCAGCUUGCACCGGGUUCGACGGUGCUCGUCUUCGGCGCUGGCGCAGUGGGCUUGCUAGUAGCUGCGAUGGCGAAGAUUUUGGGCGCAGGAACAGUCGUGAUUGCCGACAUUGACGAAGGGCGGGUCAACUUUGCGGUGGAGAACAAGUUUGCCCACCGGAAUUUCACGGUGCCGAUGAGGCGGGGAGCAACGAUGGAAGAGCAGCUAGACAUUGCAAAGGAAACUGCUGCUGCCAUUGGGAAGAUAACAAAGCAGAGUGGCGGUGGUGAGAUUGGCGAAGUAGAUGCUGUGUUUGAGUGCACAGGUGUGCCUUCAUGUGUACAAGCAUCGAUAUACGCAACACGUCCAGGUGGUCAAGUCCUUUUGAUCGGCAUGGGCACUCCAAUCCAGACUCUGCCUAUUUCCGCUGCAGCGCUGCGCGAGGUCGACAUCAAGGGCGUCUUUAGAUAUGCCAACACAUACCCGACUGGAAUCGAGGUCGUGUCAAAGUCCGGGCCAGACUAUCCCAACUUCCCGGCGCUGGUAACACACAGAUAUCGAGGGCUCGAGUCAGCAGUCGAGGCAUUCGACAUGGCGGGGAGGACCAAGGAUGAUGACGGAAAACUCGUCAUCAAGGUAGUGCUCGAGACUGUCGAGGAUGACAACGCGAGCCUAUAG
Molecule: messenger RNA, 1191 nt
Organism: Plenodomus lingam JN3
Lineage: Eukaryota; Fungi; Ascomycota; Dothideomycetes; Pleosporales; Leptosphaeriaceae
Source: RefSeq, a predicted model, not a curated record